GUCGGGUUCAACAAGUGCAAAUCAGGCCGCAGUCUGCCUUGUCAGAAAACUGAGGCUUUUUCACGCUCCCCGCCCUUCCUCUUCUUCGCCCUGUUUUUCAUCUCUCCAUCCCAGACUGUAACGAGAUAGUCGGUAAACUGCUCAUCGAUCAUCAUCAGGAAACCUCAUGAGUUCUGAUCAGUCACCCCUCUGGCAGGUUUCAAGAUCCACCCGGAGCCAUGGAAGCCAUCGGUGUGGGCGCGAAUGUUCUGGCAUUCGUCCUUCUCGGGCUAAAGAGCGCAAAAUUCAUCCAUGAGACUCUGUCGGCAGUCAAGGAUGGCCCAGAGAUUGUCCAGCGGGUUGCACGAGACAUCUUACAGCUGCACUGGAUCUUGGAACGGGUGCAUCAAUCUCGAGCUGCUGCGGAUGAUGAAUCUCUGCUAUUUCAUGCUCAGCAAUGCGUAGAUGAUCUAGGCAGCUUGGCAGAAAUCGUGCAGAGACUUCAACUAGCGACAAACGAGAGGUUGACAGGCAGGUUUUGGAAGCGGAUCAAGACAGUCUUGAGCGAAAAAGACUUGGCCAGAAUCAGCACUCAGGUGACUCAGAAGGCUUCCUUGCUGGAUUUUCGAAUCAAUCUGCUAUCCAGCGAUGCAACUUUUGAGAUCAAGGAUGGACAGGAUCAACUCAUGCAAACAACUCAAGCACUCGACUCGUCCAUCCAAAACCAAUUCAACUCAUUGACAGAACGCUUUGUUCAAAUGGAAGAUGCAUUGUCAAGUAAAUUAGCUGACAGAAAACCCCAUCUGCCGGUUGGCCCGCCUGAGCACACACAAGCCGCAGAACCGAUAUCGGUGAAAGACAUCGGCGACAUGCUGCAACAAAUCCGCGACCACAUCGUCGCAUCUCCUACACAGAGUAUUUCAGGACCUGUGACUGGCCAAGGUACCACUGAUGGGCUGUUAAAUAGCCAAGUUGAACCCCCACGGGUCGACCAGCAAAUGAUGAACAGCUUGGAUCGUCUUUGCCGCCUCAUCGAUGAAAAGCGACGAACGAUUGAUGCAUACUCAGAAGAUGACGAGUUAGCAGAAUCCAUCAUGGAAGAUCUUCAACAGAUAGUGAAUUCCCUUCAGCAACAUGGAGCGCCGGUUGAACGCUCGGAAGAUGGCUUGCUUGAAACCAAGGAAUUAGAGCUAGUGUCUUUUCGUAAUGGCCUCCGUCGAUUUGCGAGGGGAUUUGGGGGUGGCAUACUUGAAAUCAAUGGCCGAAAUAACGGAAAAGCAAAAUAUUCACCUGGUACAAGAAUCCAACAGUCUAGAACAUUGGAUCACACAGACAUUGGCGUCGGGAAGCUCAGUUUUCUGAUCCACAAGCGCAAGCGGUCUAUUCAGGAGAAUCUUGAAAAUAGCCGGAAGAUUCAGAAGAGAGGCGGAACAGAUUAUUCAAUGUCAUUGACCUUUUUACCAAAAAAGUCGAGUUAUCAGCCUAUGAUUGUGGCCUCUUCAUUUCAGCAUCAAACAGCCGAUGAAGGCAUCUUGACCUUCUCAACUCUCAUGGUAAACCGAGUCCUGCCUGCAGGAUCAUUGGUAUUCAAACUAGCAAGAGAAGGAAACCUUCAGGAGCUUCAAGAGAUGUUCAGGAACCGAGAAGCAUCUCCAAGAGACCACGAUGAGCACGGUGCUUCAUUACUUCAUUAUUCAACAACACAACCUGAAGUAUGUAAAUUCUUAAUUGCUUGUGGUCUAGACCCAGACCACGUUGCAAAUACUGCUGGGGUCGAAGGUGGCCAGGGGUAUUUCGUAUCUCUGCUACAGUUUGAAUUAAAUGAUGAUGAAAUGGAUGGUGAGGAACUUGUGCGAGUAAAUCAGUGUCGCAAACUGCUUCUUGAGGCCGGCGGUGACCCAACUCUCAACCUCACAAACGAGGGAGAGAGUGUGAGCUAUCUCGGAAACUCGAUUGCCACGGGUACUUGUGAAUCAUUGCGAAUUGCCUGGAAUUCCGAGCUGACUGGGCAUAUUGCAAAUGCCACCAGCUACAAAAUCAAUGGUCAGUCGGCGUUUCUAGCACACUGCAGGAAUCUUGCGUGUACUAUGACUACUGAGAGCAUCAAGUUAUUCCUGGCACUAGGUGCAGAUAUCCGUGAUCGCGACGAAAAUGGGUUUACAUGUCUGCAUAUGUGUUUCCUAGAAAGAUCGUACCUUAAGGAUCCACAUGAAGAGUUCAAUGCUGUUAAGUUCCUCGUGGAAAGUGGAGCCGACCCGUCUUCAAGGACAUAUCUCGGUGCUUCAGUUAGCGACUUUGCUUACUGCCGAACAAAAGAAAAAGGGAGCUAUGAUGGUGACCUUUGGGAUGCAGUUCUACAAAGCUGUAGUUUCGACAUUUCGCAAUUCCGUUCGCAUAGCCAUCGAAGAUAUGCAAAGUACACAAUGCAAUAUAGUCGAGAAGAUUUCGAAGCGCUUUGGGAGGGGAGAGAAAGCGAAUGUCCAUACUGGGAUGAUGAACCUUGGCCGCCACUGGAGCCUGGAGAGAUCGACUAUGGCUAUGGGGGUUGCUCCGAGGAUGACUCAGAGAGGAUGGAUUGCGAAGGCGAUGAAAGUGACAGCCAAGUCGAGAUAUCAAGUGAUGGACUCCGGGAAUGGGAGGGUACUAUGGAGUUAGGUGGUCGUACGUUGUGUGAUCAGUGCUGGAAGAAGUGUCACGGCCUGGAGAAUGUCGAAGAAGAUACAAGUGGAGACUCAGAAUCUGAAAGUGAUGGGCAGGAAUCACCAAGAAUGGAGUCUCAUUGCGAGGAGCAGUUGAAUCAAGGAGACAUUACGUAUCAGCAAGCCGAUGCUCGGGGAGAAAUGCCGCAUUUCUCACCGCUCUCGGACAUGGAACUGGACAAUCCAUGGAUUGAUUAAUGAUUUACAUAUGACGCGAUAUCAAUUGGA
Messenger RNA from Ilyonectria robusta, 2906 nucleotides. RefSeq lists its product as uncharacterized. Gene Ontology annotation, molecular function: protein binding. The transcript has 6 exons. Lineage: Eukaryota; Fungi; Ascomycota; Sordariomycetes; Hypocreales; Nectriaceae. The record is from RefSeq and is a predicted model, not a curated record. Bases 219 to 2876 code for a protein of 885 amino acids.